Messenger RNA from Xenia sp. Carnegie-2017, 2331 nucleotides. Its product is annotated as T-cell-specific guanine nucleotide triphosphate-binding protein 2-like. The transcript has 4 exons. Gene Ontology annotation, molecular function: GTP binding. Bases 1257 to 2273 code for a protein of 338 amino acids. NCBI's taxonomy places the organism in Eukaryota, Metazoa, Cnidaria, Anthozoa, Malacalcyonacea, Xeniidae. The record is from RefSeq and is a predicted model, not a curated record. Gene Ontology annotation, cellular component: membrane.
UUUUGUUCGUCUAAGUAUGGGCUCAUCUUCGUCAAAACCAAUUUUAACAGAAAAAGAAAAAGGACUUUUAGAAGAAGCAAGACGACAUGCUAAGAAAAAUAGACUUGAUAGUAGGACUAAACACUACAAUCAACAAGUUGCUAAAUGGGAGACGUUUGAGCAAUAUUUUGCCAUAAUUGGAUCAAACAAUCCAGGAAAGUCGUCAUUCAUCAACGCCAUAAGAGGAAUUGAAGAGGACAAAAAAGAGGCCGCACCAAACGACGAAUCAGAUUUGGAAGCAAUAUAUCCUCAUCCUCAAUACAAAAAUAUAAAACUUUGUGAUCUUCCUGGCAUUGGAGCUGGUGAAAAUUUCGAUCUUGAAACGUACUGUAGCAAUAUUGGUGGUCUGAAGAAGUACGAUGCAUUUCUAAUAUUUAGCAAAUCCAGGUUCACAGUCCAAGAGAUAGAACUGGUUGAAAAAGUUUCCAAAGAGCUCCAAAGGCCUUUCGUUUGCGUUCAUACGCAUGCGAAUGUCAAUGUUACGACUGCAAAAGAGGGUGAAGCCUUUGCAUCACAGUCUACCGAAGCCACUGCAUUAGAUAAAAUAAAAAUAUAUUGCUAUGACAAGCUGAAAGGUUUAGUAAAGAAUGCAAGUGAUGUUUACGUAAUUGAUAACAAUGAUACAGAAAAAUACGACUUUGAUCGUCUGCGUGAAAAUGUCAUCUUGAAGUUGCUCAAACUUCGAAAAGAGUAUUUUUUACAUUCUCUUAACGGUGUCAUUUACGGAAAUAGAGAAUUAUCUGAACAAGAAAAACGUUUAGAAGAACCUAAGUUCCGUGUUAACAAGUAUGGUUUAAUUGAUGUUGACGAUUUUUAACAAACGUCAAAUUGCUUCAUGGAGAAACAUGAAAAUAAAUAUUGCUGUAACAGGAUUUUCUGGAGCAGGAAAAUCAUCUUUCAUUAACGCCGUAAGAGGACUCAAACCUCGCCAAAAGGGUGCAGCACCAGUUAAUGUUACCGAAACCAAAACAGUGCCCACUGAAUAUUCUCAUCCUGAAAAUGAAAACAUCAAACUCUGGGAUCUACCUGGCUUUGGGAAACCUACAUAUCCUAAUAUUGAUGAAUAUUGCAAGAUUGAGGAAAUACGACGCUUUUCUUAUUUUUUCCAAAUCCCGGCUCAUUCAACUUGACAAAGAACUGGCUGAAAAAGUUUCAAAAGACCUCAAACAGCCUUUCUUUUCGUUCGUACUAACGUUCGUUACGAAAUCGAGAAUGCCAUGCUUGACGAAGGAGCAAAGUCUGACGAAGCAUCUGUCUUAAGAAAAAUGAAGAGAGAUUGUUUGAAAAAUUUGAAAGGCUUAAUUCAUAAUAAGAAAGAUGUCUACAUGAUUGACAGCAGGUUUCCUAAAAAAUACGAUUUCGAAGAUUUACGUACGGCUGUUCUCACAGAGUUGCUAGAACGUCGAAGUGAACAUUUUCUAAAAUCUUUGCUCGAUGUAAUAUACAAAAAUAGCUCAAUGACUCAAGAAGAUAAGUGCUUUGCUCAAGUUAGAGAUCGCGUUGAUCGUCAAGGUCUUUCUGGUAUUAAUGAUUUUUACCAUCGUCAAAUUAGUUCUUUGAAGGAAGAAAAGAUAAUUCUUGCUGUAACGGGAGUUAGUCGAACAGGAAAAUCAUCUUUUAUUAACACUGUGAGAGGACUUAAAGCUCACGAAAAACAAGCAGCACCAGUUGGUGUUACAGAAUCAACUUCAGUUCCCACUAAAUAUGUUCAUUCAAGUAAUGGAAACAUCAUUUUUUGGGAUCUACCAGGCAUUGGAACACCUACAUCUCCCAAUCUUCAAGAAUACUGUAAAAACGUUUGUGGUCUGCAGAAGUACGACGCAUUUAUUAUCUUUUCCAAGACACGAUUCACUCAACAUGACAAAGAACUGGCUGAGAAACUUUCAAAAGAGUUAAAAAAGCCUUUCUUUUUUGUUCGUACCAACGUUGACAAAGAUCUCGAGAACGCCAAAGAAGAUGAAGGACCGCAGUUUAAUGAAGAAUCUGUUUUGAAAAAAAUGAGGAAAGAUUGUCUAGACAAUUUAAAAGAUUUUAUUAAUGAUGUAAAGAAUAUCUACAUGAUUGACAACAAGGUUCCAGAGAAAUACGAUUUUGAUCGUUUGGUAAAAUCAAUAUCUUUGGUUUUACCAGAACUUAAAACAGAAUGUUUCAUUCUUUCUUUGAGUAACGUGACACGUAAAUGCACAAAAAGUAAGGCCAAGUUUUUGAAAGGUUUGUCAUUUAACAUAAAUUAACCGGAGUGACUUUAGCCAAUCAUUCAUGAAUAUAAUUUAUAUAGUGUUAACAACACUG